AUGAACUAAGAUUACCUAGAAAACAGAUAGCAAGUUCUAUGUCUCAAAUAUCAACCUACAAGUACAAGCAAUUAUCGUAAUCAAAUUGUUUGGCAACCUUAAAAUGAUAAUCUGAAUAGUACAUUACUUUUGGCCCAAAGAAUAUUCAGAGAAUAUAAGUAAAGUAUUGAUUGGAUCUAUUGACUCUAUAGAUAAGUUUUAGGUUCGAAAGGUUUCUAUUAUUCAAUAACAAUAAUAAUAAGAUAAAGAAAUAGAUCAAAAAAAGUAGAAGACAACAAUAAAUGACUCAAAGAGAUUUCAUAUGUAUAGUAAUCCUAAAAACAGAAAGAUUAAGCAAUUGAAUUCUACUGCUAAUAAUUCUUUCUAUUCAAAGAAAAGCACAGAAAAACAGUAAUAAUAAUAAUCACCAGUCAAACCUAAGACUGCUAUUGCUAGACCUAAAAGAAUGUUACCUUAAUAAAUUUCUAUUGCUCCAAUGGAUAUUCCAUUUGUGUCUGCAUAAAGUUGGUGUAUCUUUAAUGGAAAGAAUGGACAAUUAAUGAGUGGUUAUAAUCAAUAUAAAAGCAGAUAAAUGGCUUCAAUCACUAAAAUAAUGACUUGUUGGUUAGCACUAAAACUCACGCAGUAAUUUAAUUUAGACCUUGAUAAUACAUAUUUCACAGUACCUGAAAAAGUAGUUCAUAGCAUAAAUAUAGGCAGAAAGAAUUGGAGGAACAUCAGCUCAACUCUAAAGUGGUGAUAAACUUACCAUUAGAGAUCUACUUUAUGGUCUAAUGUUACCGUCUGGCAAUGAUGCUGCUAUCUCCCUACAACAUAAUUUUGAACUUAAUAAAGGUUGUGAUUUUAUUUAACAAAUGAAUCAAAAUGCAUAAGAUAUUGGAAUGGAAUUAACAUCCUAUGCUAAUCCACAUGGUAAAUAUGCUUCUUUAAUAAAAAAAGGUUUGUAUCAUGAAUCCAAUUAUUCUUCAGCAUAUGAUAUUGGUAUCUUGACUUAUCAUGCCUUGUAAAAUCUAUAAUUUGCAAGCAUUGUCAAAACCAAAAUCUAUUUUAGUGAAAUUGAAGAUAAAUUUGGUGAAUCCAAAGAAAUCUUUUGGGAAAAUACAAAUAAAAUGUUAUAUUAAGGAUUUAGAGGAGUUAAGACUGGUAUAACUAAAGAAGCUGGUCCAUGUGUUGUUGAAUAUUACGAAGACAAUUAAAAUUCUUUUAUAAUUGUACUUUUAAAUUGUAGAUCAGUUGAUCAUAGAUGGUAGGAUGCCAUCAAAUUAUUAGAUUGGGCUAGAUCAUGA
Molecule: messenger RNA, 1286 nt
Organism: Paramecium sonneborni
Lineage: Eukaryota; Ciliophora; Oligohymenophorea; Peniculida; Parameciidae
Source: the annotation of a GenBank genome assembly